Messenger RNA from Bicyclus anynana (squinting bush brown), 6286 nucleotides. RefSeq names its product long-chain fatty acid transport protein 4 (gene Fatp1). Bases 1179 to 3131 code for a protein of 650 amino acids. The transcript has 12 exons. The record is from RefSeq and is a predicted model, not a curated record. Lineage: Eukaryota; Metazoa; Arthropoda; Insecta; Lepidoptera; Nymphalidae. Gene Ontology annotation, cellular component: endoplasmic reticulum. Gene Ontology annotation, biological process: triglyceride homeostasis. Gene Ontology annotation, molecular function: long-chain fatty acid transmembrane transporter activity; long-chain fatty acid-CoA ligase activity.
UUUAUAGAAAUAAGGAAAACAAAUUGCAAUAAUCCUUCAAAUAUUCAAGGAUUUUUAAUCAAAGAAAGAAAAGAAGAUUCUUAUUAUUCAACGAUUUAUUUUUUCUUUUGUGAUUAUGAAAAUAUCUUAAUGCACUUCAGCAGCCUGAUAACAUUAGUGCACCAACUAUGAAUAUUGACGUUUAUGAUUAUAAAUAACCACUGAUCACCUUUAAGAAUUCGUAAAAUUGCUGGCGACAUUUUCGCCACGCCGUUUCGCGACACACCGGGCCGCCGUCUGAGCAUAAUUCCGAUGGUGGUCGAGCAUGUUCCAUGGUUAAUUAUUCACUAUGCACACCAAAUCCACAAGUAAUACCCAUUAUAAACACUUAUUUGUACCGAUUACAUCUUAUUUUAAUAUUUUUCGUUCACCACUGUCACCAUGUUUUAAAUUAAACUCUGAUCCCGAUUGUGUGCUGACUUUUUAUUGACAUAACAUAAACAUCACUAUAGCAACAACAGAAAAAAUUCAAAGACAGCUAAACUGUCAUAUUUGAAACUAUAUUUUUUUAAACUAUCAUAGACUGAACAGGAGUGAUUUUAAUCAAAUAAUGUGCUUCAUGCGUGCCAUCUAUAUUGUGCCUGAGAAAACUUCGCUUAAGUUUUUGUACCGUGAGCGCUGGAAGACAGCACUUCAUACAAAAUAUUUUACGUAAGCGAACUGUGCGGAAGUUUCACCCCCAUGAGCUGUGCUGUGCUGUGAUUUUUUGUAUUGUAUUGUGACAAGUUUAUCAGUGCAAAAAAAUGAAAACGUGAAUACAUAAUAAAUCACAACAACAAUACCAACAAUAAUUGCAAACAUACACACUUAAAUUGUGUAGCAAAAAAGUCAUAUUAAACGAUACAAGGAAAUACUCAAUUUCAAAAGUUUUAAUGACACAACUUUAUUGCACUAUUGUAAUUUAAAUAAACUAUAAUUUUAAUGUUUCACGAUCACCGUAUAAAUGCAGUGAUUAUAACAAUCGUAUCGACAAUAAAUAUUCGAUGACGGCGAAGAAUAUUCAUUACCGCUUUGUUCUUUGAACAUGAUACGUUGAAGUUGAACGAAUAGUAAAAGUGGUAUAAUCGUUUGUAAUCACGGCGGACCGGCGAGUAUUUCGAUUGUCAGUUCGCCGCGUCUCGUCGCGCAAAUCAGUUGCGAUGCUAGCUGUGCUCGGAGUGGCGGCGGCUUUGGUCGCAGUUUGGGUGUACUUUGGCUUUCUAGAAACUCUGUUGGUGACCUCAAUCGUUGGUGUUCUAUACGUCUUGGUCUUCCACUGGAGAUGGUUAUAUGUCGCUAUCAAAACAGCACCACGAGAUCUCAGAGCACUAUGGUGCUACAUCAAAAUUUUGUUACUCACAAGAAGACUUACAAAAAAAGAUUGGACAUUACCUGACAUAUUCCACGAAACGGUACAGAAGCAUCCUGACAAGCCGUGCUUCUUAUUCCAAGAUGAAGUGUGGACUUUUCAAGAGGUGGAAAACUACAGUUUACGAGUGUCAGCCGUGCUCAAAUCGUUUGGCGUGAAAAAGGGGGACAUUGUCGGCCUCCUUAUGAAUAACUGCGCGCAAAUGCCGGCAAUGUGGCUCGGUAACGCGCGCCUGGGCGGCAUCACCCCAUUCAUAAACACUAACCAGCGCGGUAAAGCGUUGAUACACUCCAUCAAUGUUGCCAAAUGUGAUGUUCUUAUAUUUUCUGAUGAAUACCAAUCAGCUGUCCAAGACAUAUCGAGUGAGCUGAGCACUUCAAUAAAACUAUUUAAAUUUACCCACCGACCGCUUAACUCGUCUAAACCUCAGACGAAUGCUUCCGGCGACGGCAUAGCGGAUCUGACGUCAAUACUGGAAAACACGUCACCAAUGCCGUGGAGUCUAGCUGAUGCAGACGGCUUCCAAGGAAAACUUUUAUACAUUUACACAUCUGGUACCACUGGUCUUCCAAAGGCGGCUGUUAUAUCUAAUUCCAGAUAUGUGUUUAUGGCUUGUGGGAUCCAUCACAUGCAGUUGAAUUCCUCCGAUGUGGUGUACUGCCCCCUGCCGCUGUACCACACGGCGGGCGGCGUGGUCAGUGUGGGACAGGCAUUAGUUUUCGGUUGCACGGUCGUAUUGAAGCCCAAGUUCUCUGCCUCGCAGUAUUUCCCCGACUGCGCCAAAUAUAAGGCCACGGUGGCGCACUACAUCGGCGAGAUGUGCCGCUACGUGCUGGCCACGCCGCCCUCGCCCGCCGACAAGCAGCACAACGUGCGAGUCAUCUUCGGCAACGGCCUCAGACCGCAGAUUUGGACAGAGUUUGUUACAAGAUUUAACAUCAAAUAUGUCACGGAGUUUUACGGUGCAACGGAAGGCAAUGCCAAUAUAGCUAACACGGACGGCACGCCGGGCGCCAUUGGUUUCGUGUCACGCAUCUUCCCGAAGAUAUAUCCCAUUGCCAUCAUCAAAGUGGAUCAGGAAACUGGGGAACCUGUUAGAGAUUCCCGGGGACUUUGUCAGUUGGCACAAGUGAACGAGCCCGGCGUCUUCAUAGGCAAAAUUUCAUCUAACAACCCCACCCGUGAAUACCUGGGCUAUGUCGAUAAAAACGCGUCAGAGAAGAAGAUCGUUAGAAACGUCUUCACACACGGAGACUCAGCUUUUAUCUCAGGCGACAUUCUAGUCGCGGACGAGUUUGGCUACCUGUACUUCCGCGACCGCACCGGCGACACGUUCCGCUGGCGCGGCGAGAACGUCAGCACCAGCGAGGUGGAGGCGCUCGUGUCCAACAUCGCCGACCAACGGGACGCCGUCGUCUAUGGCGUACUGGUGCCAAAUAUAGAAGGGCGAGCGGGCAUGUGCGGUAUCGUGGACAGUGACGGCUCUCUAGAUCUGGACGCGUUGGCCGAAGGUCUGGCGCGGGACCUGCCGGCUUACGCGCGCCCCGUGUUCCUGAGGGUCAUGACUAGUGUCGACAUGACAGGUACGUUUAAAAUGAAGAAGACUGACUUGCAGAGGGAAGGCUUCGACCCGAGCUUGGUGAAGAGCGACAAGCUUUACUAUUUGGAUCUGAAAAAAGGCAAAUAUCUUCCACUAGGGCCGGAGGAAUUCGAAAAAAUUACCAAUGGACAAAUAAGAUUGUGAUCACUUUACUUUACAUACUCAAGUGUUAUUUUGUAUAUUAGGUUUUUCUUCCUUUGAAAUUUAAAGGUCUGGUAACUUUAUUUGCUUAUAUAUUUAAUACUCGUCAAUUUUGUGAUUAUUUCGCUGAUGUAAGUAAAUAUUUGGUCUAAAUUAACUUGAAUAAAGUAAUAUAUAUUUAUAGCGGCCAGUAAUGCAUGUGUUUAAACAUAUCAAUUAAUUGAGAUACCUUGUUAAUCAACAAUAUUCUGUGUGUGUAUUCGCUUUACUAAUCUGAAUAUUAGAUCUGACCUUGAAAGUUAUUUUAAGUGAUUUAACAUUAAAACAUUAUUUAUUUAUAGAUUUUAUGAAGAAAUUGAUCUGUUUAAGCUGUGGACACAUUAAGAAAAGCUUUGCGGCUAAUUGUUUUAUCUCCAUUAUAUUUUAUGUGUUGUGUUGUUAACAAACAAUAAAUGACACACUUUAAUCCAGUCGACAGGUAUGUACUUUUCGACCUGGAUGACGACAUAAUCACAGACCUUUUUGGUAACAUAACCAACCUUGGCAAAGCUUCUUCGCUGGCGAAGACAAUGUCCCCAAAUUCUUGCGAGUUCCAGACGUAGAUUCCAACCAUGGUCACGAAGGCGUUAGACUGAUUUGACUUCAUUAUCAGUCUAAAGUCCUUCUAACCUGAGGUUCGAGUAGCGUAGGACACAAACAUACAGAACAGAUGUCCCAACUCCCGUUUUCUACAUUUUUAUAGCCCAAUGCAAAUGGACAGUCACAAAAUAAAAUGUCGGCGGCUGUUAGCCUAAUUUACUAUCCAAUGUGCAAUUUGGCGUUAGGUACUCGUAGCUAAGUUAGCUUAAUUUACCAUCCAAUGUGUUAUUUGGCGUUAGAUAGCUGAGUUAGCCUAAUUUACCAUUCAAUGUAAAAUUUGACGUUAGAUAGCUGAGUUAGCCUAGUUUUCCAUCCAAUGUGCAAUUUGGCGUUAGACACUCGUAGCUGAGUUAGCCUAAUUUACCAUCCUAUGAGCGAUUUGGCGUUAGAUAGCUUAAAUAGCCUAGUUUACUAUCCAAUGUGCAAUUUGGCGUUUGGUAGCUGAGUUAGCCUAAUUUACCAUCUAAUAUGGUACGGCACGAGCCGUGAUAGCCCAGUGGAUAUGACCUCUGCCUCCGAUUCUGGAGGGCGUAGGUUCGAAUCCGGUCCGGGACAUGUACCUCCAACUUUUCAGUUGUGUGCAUUUUAAGAAAUUAAAUAUCACGUGCCUCAAACGGUGAAGGAAAACAUCGUGAGGAAACCUGCAUACCAGAGAAUUUCUUAAUUAUCUGCGUGUGUGAAGUCUGCCAAUCCGCAUUGGGCCAGCGUGGUGGACUAUUGGCCUAACCCCUCUCAUUCUGAGAGGAGACUCGAGCUCAGCAGUGAGCCGUAUAUGGGUUGAUAACGUAACGUAACGUGCAUUUUGGCGUUAGAUAGCUGAUAACUGUUAUUUGUCCAAUGAAUCUAUAACCUUACUGUAACUGUAAACUUUUAAACGACUUAAAUCAACGAACGACGAAAAAUGGGGUUUGAGUUGAAUAAAUGUCUAUAUUUACGAUUAAGUCCGGCAUUUAAAAGUAUUUCGUCGCUACAUUAUGCGCUAUACGCUUUGCAACGGAAAACAUUCUGUUAUAAAAACUAUAGUUAGUCUAAUUUAUUUGCGAUACAUCGCACUGAUGCAUUGCUCUUGUGUGUCAGAAUUAAAAAAUAAUAGGCAGUCUCUUGUAAAGUUUUGGACUAUGUAAUACUAUAUUAAGUAGGUGGUAGGAGAUACUUCCCAAUUUGUGAUACGUUUUUGUAUGUAUUGAAUAGUACUCGAAUAAAUCGAUCUAUUUUACAAAUAAAGUGUCUGUAUUUUUCUAUUGCAUUUAUAUUCUUAUUAUGUUCAUGUUGUAAAUGUGGAAUAUGAAUUGAAUAUGUAUAAAAAUUUACUACUGUCAAAUAGAAAAAUAUUUGUAAUUAUUAUGAUCGUAAUUUGUACCUAGACUGCUAUCACAUACCAUGAUAAGUGUUUUAAUGAAGUAAUUUCAGUUUAUGUAUUUUUUUAUUAUAUCACUACAACAAUAUCCUGAAAUAGUGAGGACAUAAAACUUAGUAUGGAUUACUCGGACUUAUAUAAUUCACCUAGAUGCCGCGUGAUUGUGAUUAUUUUAAAAAAUUUCUUUUUCUGCUACUUAGGUAAUUCCAUGAACACUAUUAAAAAAUAUGUACUAUUAUAAAACAAACCCGGUCUUCUAUUAUUACAUAAGACCGUCAUUAUAUUUAAUAAAAAAAAUAUGUUUAUUUCUUGAAAUAAUACCUGUAUAAUAACUUUAAAACUUGUACACCUAUUUUUACUUAAUUCUAAGUCACAAAAUGUUAUAUAUUCUGUAUAUAAAUUUACAAAAAAAAUAGGAAUCUCGCUGGAUGAAAUGUUUGUAUAUAGUUGAGAUAAAAGUAAACUUUGUACCUAUUGUAUAACUAAACUCAGUUUGUAUCAUCUUUUUCUUACUACAUAUAUUAUAAUUAAAUGUAAAAGGCCACCUCAGUAGCGUAACUACAGGCAGCACAAAAGCUCAAAGCAAAGAGCCCUUACUAUAAAUUCCAAAUGGGCCCUAGAUCAAUGAUAAUUUUAUACUUUAGAUCGGUUACGUCCCUACAAAAUCACCGUAAAAAGUGAUCCUUUUAAUAGGCUUCAACACUGAGCGCACACAUGCACAAUUUUGUCUUAAAUUCUAUUAAAUAUUGAUGAAUAUAUAGAUUUUACACUUCUGAACACACAACUCGACAUUGUAGACGAUAUUUAGGUUUUAUUUGUUUAAAUAACGUUCGUUGUUGACCAAAACUAACAUUGAGUUGACUAUAAAUUUCCUCUUUUGAGCGCCUCAUUUGUCAUGCGCUAGUAACACAUCUAACAGUAUUUAACAUCAUUGCCCUAUUACGCCACUGGGACACCUUAUUUAAUAACUUGCCGUUGGAAAAGCAAUAUAAGUGUAAAGUGUAAAUGUUUGUUGAUUGUUAUUAUCAUUCCAGUCUCAAAUUUUAAGACUGACGUGAUUGUUUUAUCUGAUUUGUUUGUUUAGGGUUUACUUAAUAGAUAUUAAGUAUAAGGUAAUGGGUAACAUUGCUUAAUGACUAUUUAGUAAAGAUAACUUUUAAAA